GGCGCAGCUUCGGCCACUGUCGUCCGCUCCACCUGGGCCAACCCCGCAAGCAGGCGAGAGAGGCUCUGGAAACAUGGGUGACUGGGGCUUCCUGGAGAAGCUGCUAGAUCAGGUCCAGGAGCACUCGACUGUGGUGGGCAAGAUCUGGCUGACCGUACUCUUCAUCUUCCGCAUCCUCAUCCUGGGCCUGGCCGGCGAGUCGGUGUGGGGCGACGAGCAGUCCGAUUUUGAGUGUAACACAGCCCAGCCCGGCUGCACGAACGUCUGCUAUGACCAGGCUUUCCCCAUCUCCCACAUCCGCUACUGGGUGCUGCAGUUCCUCUUCGUCAGCACGCCCACCCUCAUCUACCUGGGCCAUGUCAUUUACCUGUCUCGGCGGGAAGAGCGAUUGAGGCAGAAAGAGGGAGAGCUCCGGGCACUGCCCUCCAAGGACCCACAUGUAGAGCGGGCCCUGGCUGCCAUAGAGCACCAGAUGGCCAAGAUCUCGGUGGCAGAGGACGGUCGUCUUCGGAUCCGUGGGGCGCUCAUGGGUACCUAUGUGGUCAGCGUGCUGUGCAAAAGCGUGCUGGAGGCAGGCUUCCUCUACGGCCAGUGGCGCCUCUACGGCUGGACCAUGGAGCCCGUGUAUGUGUGCCAGCGCGCGCCCUGCCCCCACCUCGUGGACUGCUAUGUCUCUCGACCCACAGAGAAGACUAUCUUCAUCAUCUUCAUGCUCGUGGUGGGAGUCAUCUCUCUGGUGCUCAACCUGCUGGAGCUGGUGCACCUGCUGUGUCGGUGUGUCGGCCGGGAGAUAAAGGCACGGAAGGACCACGACACAUCCCGAGCCCAGGGCGCUGCCUCAGACCCUUACCCGGAACAGGUGUUCUUCUACCUCCCCAUGGGCAAGGAACCCUCGUCCCCACCAUGUCCCACCUACAAUGGGCUCUCAUCCACUGAGCAAAACUGGGCCAACUUGACCACAGAGGAGCAGCUGACCUCCUCCAGGCCUCCCCCCUUCGAAAACCCAGCCCCUCAGGGUGGCCGGAAGCCCCCUAGUCGCCCCAGCAGUUCUGCAUCUAAGAAGCAGUAUGUGUAGGGAACUGGGGCUCCUGUCACUCAAGAGAGAGGUCCUGAGAAGGGUGUCUACCUUGGAUGCCUCUCAGGCAGCCCCUCCUCAAAGGCACUUUGGAGACAACUAGGCCAGAGAGGCGGACACUUGCUGGACAGAGGACCUGAUUACGGGUGGUUCUGGAAUACUUGGAGCCUUCGUGAUGAACCAAGGGACACUGUGGCUUUCUUUCCAGAACGUGAUUCUGCCCUGACGUGGUCAUACAGGUGGGGAUGCUCCUGGCUAAGGGUGCUAUGGGACCUCUGACCCUUUUCACCUAAUCCAGAGGGACCCAGAGCCAACUGGACUCAUUGGGCCUCUUAGACCGCACACUGGGUUUUCAUCACUCCCUGUCCUCCUGGAGAAAAGCUGAUGCAGGCUGCUGGCUCAGCUUCAUCACCUGGACAGACACGGCCUGCACUGGAUCUGGCCCUUUCCGGGGGAACUGAUUGGUGUCUUGUUUCUGUCGCUCCCUGUCCCAAUGUUUCUGCUUCUAAAAUAAACAGGACUCGAUCAUCCAUCAGGUGUGU
Messenger RNA from Chionomys nivalis (European snow vole), 1617 nucleotides. RefSeq names its product gap junction protein alpha 4 (gene Gja4). The coding region runs from base 74 to 1075 and encodes 333 amino acids. Gene Ontology annotation, cellular component: connexin complex. The transcript has 2 exons. Gene Ontology annotation, biological process: cell communication. The record is from RefSeq and is a predicted model, not a curated record. Lineage: Eukaryota; Metazoa; Chordata; Mammalia; Rodentia; Cricetidae.